Molecule: messenger RNA, 716 nt
Organism: Drosophila takahashii
Lineage: Eukaryota; Metazoa; Arthropoda; Insecta; Diptera; Drosophilidae
Product: probable G-protein coupled receptor Mth-like 6
Molecular function (GO): G protein-coupled receptor activity
Source: RefSeq, a predicted model, not a curated record
UGGUUUUACGUACUCGAGGCUGAAAUAUAUCGACGACAGCGACUUGAUGAAUAUAUUUCCUAAAAGGAAGCAAAUCGGGAUCCGAGCCGAAUUCAGGUAUAAACUGAAGAAAUGGAGAGAAGAAACUGAUGAAGAACAAAAUGAUGAACAACGCGACAAACAGUUAGCUUCGACUCAUAAAAGUUCGACUUGUUCCAAUACGUACGUCCAGUCCCUACUUCUGUCAUCAGACAUUGGAGCUAAAAUAGUACAAGAAGUCCAAAAAUCACAAACCCUAUCAGAUCUACACAGAAGGAAGAUCUUGACGAUUGUUGCUGACAGCUUUUACAAUGCAACACUCAAUAAAUACCAAAUUCCAAACGUAAGCGAAAUAGAGAGACUGGCGGACCAAAUUGUCUCAAUAUUUCCCAAUGAGAAAAAAGAAUUGUACUUUCUUAGUAGAAAGAUAUCUGGUCGCCACAACCCGGGAGGCUUACUAUAUAAUAAGAUUCAUAACUUGAACCGAAAAAAUAAGUAUACACUAAAACGACGUCGCAGCAGUUCAGAAUCCGAAAAUGAGGUUACAAUUACAAUUAAAAACGAGUGUAUCGAAAGCGUUUUUGGAGAAUGAGGUAGAAAGACUAAAACUUACUGCAGUCACUAAGCAUUAUGGCACCACUUUAAAUUUCCAAAUGAUUACAAUUUUCAAAAUAAAAUUAUUUACGUAAAUAAGAAAU